AUGAAGCUAGCCUGCGCCAGCAUCAAGGUUAACAUCAUCUAUGGACUCGUGGUCAUCAUUUUCGCCAUUGGGCUGGAUUCCCUGCUCAUCUCCUUGUCUUACUACUUCAUCCUGAAAGCUGCCCUGAGUUUGAGCCAAGAGGCACGUGUCAAGGCCCUCGGGACGUGCCUCUCCCACAUAUGUGCUGUCUUCCUUUUCUACGUGCCCUUUAUUGGCUUGUCCAUGGUUCACAGGUUUGGUAAGACGCAUGGCUCCAACAUCCAUACCGUGAUGGCCAAUGUCCAUCUUCUGGUGCCUCCAGUGCUAAACCCAAUCGUCUAUGGGGUGAAGACGAAACAGAUACGUCACCGAAUAGGGCGGGCAUUUUGCAGAACUAGGUGCUGA
Podarcis lilfordi (Lilford's wall lizard) is the source of this 384-nucleotide messenger RNA. The record is from the annotation of a GenBank genome assembly. NCBI's taxonomy places the organism in Eukaryota, Metazoa, Chordata, Lepidosauria, Squamata, Lacertidae.